Molecule: messenger RNA, 897 nt
Organism: Camelina sativa (false flax)
Lineage: Eukaryota; Viridiplantae; Streptophyta; Magnoliopsida; Brassicales; Brassicaceae
Source: RefSeq, a predicted model, not a curated record
UUCUUCAAUUCAAAGCUGUAAAAAUUUUAAAUGGUAUCAGAUUCCAAAGUUUUUAGCUUUUGAAGGUUCUUCAGAAAAAAAGUCAAGUUCUUUAAAAAGCAUGAACAUUCAUCUUACUUCUUCCACCAUUUGAGAAUUUUUCUCUCUUCAUCUUAAGAAUGGAGUUGUUCCUCUGUUUCAUCUCUCUGUUUUUGAUAUCAUCACAACCUGUUGCGUUGAGUAUAACAGAGAAACCAGAGAUUGAAUGUGCAAUGUGUUUAGAAUGCGAGAAUCCAUGUGAUCAGCCGCCUCCUCCGUUGCCCUCACCCCCACCGCCGCCGCCACUAGAAUUUCUCUGUCCUCCGCCGCUUCCUCCACCUCUACCGCCGAUAGAGAUUUUCUGUCCGCCGCCACCUUCUCCCACACCCCCAUCUCCUUCCCCGCCGCCGCCUUCUCCUCCCCCUCCUUCACCGCCACCACCAUGUAAUCACUGCCCGUUACCGCUUCCACCGCCGUUGCCGCCGGUUUGCAAUGAAUGCGUUCCUAACAAGCCUAGACCACCGAUCAUUAUCACCGCCGCAGCAGCUAUGCCAGAGAUCUCUGCUCCCAUCAGCUUAAUAAUUGCUCUUCUCGCCUUUCUAGUUUCUUCUCUGUUUCAAUAAUCUUUGUAGCUGUCUUUUUAGCUCUAUUCGUUGUGUCUCUUCGUUAUAAAUUCUUACACUCAUAAAGGAAUUUGAUUUCUGGUAUUACGAAAUUUAGCAGGACGAUAUAAAACAAUAGUGAGAUUGUAAAAGUGUAAAACUGAACUUUCUAGAAUUCUAGUUUGUCUUUUGAUCUAAGGAUUCGAUUGUUUCAAACCCAUAUAUCAUGCAUGUGUGUUUUGUUUGCAUUUACAAUAAAAGUCAACUCUAUACAAUU